Messenger RNA from Caenorhabditis auriculariae, 1046 nucleotides. The record is from the annotation of a GenBank genome assembly. Lineage: Eukaryota; Metazoa; Nematoda; Chromadorea; Rhabditida; Rhabditidae.
AUGAACUCGCUCCGUUUGUUCGCGCAUCCGAUCUCUAAAGUUGUCAGCAGUAGAGUAAGUUAUUGGGUCUUUGAACAAUAUAUGAAAUAAUUCAAUCGGUUUAUUUUGAUAGCAAAAAAAUUUGUGCAGUAAUAAGCGAUUUCCAGACAAUGGCCUCUCAUCCGCUUUCCGAUCUUUUGGGGCGGCUAAACCAUGUUGCCAUUGCGACUCCUGACCUCGAAAAAGCUUCCACUUUUUACAAAAAUCUCGGAGCCAAAGUCAGCGAAGCUGUGGUAUUAAAAAGGCUACUUGGGCGUUAUAACUACUCAGUUUAGCCACAACCUGAACACGGCGUCUAUACUGUCUUCGUCGAAUUACCAAACUCUAAAAUUGAGCUUUUACACCCGUAUGGAGACAAAUCACCCAUCCAGGUAAUUUUGAGGAUUAUUUGUUUUGAGAUGGUGGUAUGAAAUUUAAAAAAAACCAGCGAAUUUUCGAACUUUUAAAGGAUUUAUUUUCAUAUCGCUAUGGAACUUUCCGACGGCCACCUUUCCGACUUUUUUCCCUCAUCUUUUUCGGUUUUUAAAGCAUCUAUAAAAUUUCUUUUUCUUUGUGUUUUAAUCAUGAACCAACUACCUAUUUUAUACAGGAAGGUUCAAAACGAAAAGUUUAUCGAGAAAAAAAAGUCGGAAAGAUCCCUAGAAAAAUGAAAAAAAUCGGAAAAUUUCGAUAUUUUGCUGGUUUUCGUUUCGUACCAUCUUAGAGCUUGCUUUUGUGAAAGGACUCGCAACUUUGCUGCUUUCAGGCCUUCUUGAACAAAAACAAGGACGGGGGUAUGCACCAUAUCUGCAUCGAAGUCAAAUGCAUUAAAAAGGUCUGUAUAUAAUUAUUUCAUUUUAUCUUAAGAAAAAAUAUACAUAUAUAUUUUGCAGGCGAUGGAGACAGUGAAAUCGAAGAAAAUAAGAACUCUGACGGAGAAGCCGAAAAUUGGAGCCCAUGGAAAAGAUGUGGUUUUCCUGCACCCCAAGGACUGCGGCGGAGUUCUCAUCGAACUCGAACAAGAAUGA